Sinocyclocheilus grahami is the source of this 1184-nucleotide messenger RNA. RefSeq names its product STE20-related kinase adapter protein beta-like. The record is from RefSeq and is a predicted model, not a curated record. The transcript is spliced from 9 exons. Gene Ontology annotation, molecular function: protein kinase activity; ATP binding; protein serine/threonine kinase activator activity. The coding region runs from base 331 to 1110 and encodes 259 amino acids. Gene Ontology annotation, cellular component: serine/threonine protein kinase complex. NCBI's taxonomy places the organism in Eukaryota, Metazoa, Chordata, Actinopteri, Cypriniformes, Cyprinidae. Gene Ontology annotation, biological process: protein phosphorylation; protein export from nucleus; activation of protein kinase activity.
GCUACGUUAAGCGUGGCGCGUGAUCAGCUGGGACUGUGAAGAAACGCUUUGGCAACUCAACUUAGAAAUGUUAUUUGGUAAAUGUGAGAGGCGCUGCGCGAUUUUUCCUCAUAUGAUAAAACUGUGAUGUGACCGAAGUAACUGUAACUGCCCAGAACUGACGAAAUCAGUUUACAGCAGAACCUCCAUCCAUGCAUGCAUAACAAUGGACUCUAAUGGAGCAGCGUAAGAUGAGAUGAAGUCUGUGUGUUUUACGCGGUGAAAUCCGAGCAAAGCCAGAAUCGGAUAAAUGAACUCCAGUGAAGCGCCAAGCUCAGCCAAAAGCACCUCAUGUCGUUUCUGGACUGCACCUGUAUCUCCUCCCACUCACAAGUCCAGUCCAUCAGCAUAGAGGAGCAGUAUGAAGACAUCAGCCAUCAGUGCUCGAGCAGUGAUGUGUCUCCGUGUUCUGUGUUGACGGAUGAAGAUGACAUCACAGAUCUUUCCACUGACUCCGCCCACUAUCAGCUGCUCUCACAACUGGGCCGGGGUUUUAAUAACCUCAGUCAGGUGAGCAUGGCACGACACACACUGUCUGGCCGGCUGGUGGCGGUAAAAAACACUAACCUGGAUGAGUGUACAGAAGAUGAGCUGCUGCAGCUGAUGGUGUGUACAUGCGUAUGUGAACAGCACACUGAUUUGCUGACGUCCAGACUGGUGUUCAGCUCGUGCUGUCAGCUCUGGGUGCUGUCUCCUCUCAUGAGCUAUGGUUCUGCAGACUCUCUGCUCAGGUCGUAUUUUCCGGAUGGAAUGAGCGAGUCUCUGAUGGCGUACCUGCUGUACGGGGUGCUCCGAGCGCUGGAGUACCUGCAUCACAUGGGUUACGUGCACAGGGGUGUGAAGGCCAGUCAUGUGCUGCUGUCAGCUGAAGGCCGUGUGUGUUUGUCGGGGCUUCAGAGCGUGUACAGUCUGAUGAAGGAUGGCAAGAGGAUGAGAGCUGUGUUUGACAUGCCUCAGCACAGUCCGUCUCUGUUGCCCUGGCUGAGUCCUGAGCUGCUGCGACAGGUGACGUUCACACACACUCCAGACACGAAAGCUCUUCCCAACAGUAGCGUUAUAGACAGUAUAUAACCGCAAACAAUGUAUAAACAGCGAGACAACUUAGUGUUUUAAAAAAUGUGAUUGUGGCACAGAUAAUCUAAAAA